AUGCCGCUCUGUCUCACCUUCAUCGACUUGAAGAAGGCCUUCGACUCAGUUGAGAUAGAAGCGGUUGUGGAAGCUUCGGACAACAAAGGCAUCCCUAAUCAGUACGUAAUGGUACUUCGAGACUUGUACAGCAUGACUACACACUUCACGAUCGGCAUUCCGCCAUUCUACAAGAAGAUCAUAAUCGACAUGAAGAGAGGUCCGACAGGAUGA
This is a messenger RNA of Necator americanus (New World hookworm), 213 nucleotides long. RefSeq lists its product as uncharacterized. The record is from RefSeq and is a predicted model, not a curated record. The transcript has a single exon. The coding region runs from base 1 to 213 and encodes 70 amino acids. Lineage: Eukaryota; Metazoa; Nematoda; Chromadorea; Rhabditida; Ancylostomatidae.